This is a messenger RNA of Carassius carassius (crucian carp), 1641 nucleotides long. RefSeq names its product SH3-binding domain protein 5-like, a (gene sh3bp5la). The transcript has 7 exons. Lineage: Eukaryota; Metazoa; Chordata; Actinopteri; Cypriniformes; Cyprinidae. Gene Ontology annotation, molecular function: protein kinase inhibitor activity. Gene Ontology annotation, cellular component: cytoplasm. Gene Ontology annotation, biological process: intracellular signal transduction; negative regulation of protein tyrosine kinase activity. The record is from RefSeq and is a predicted model, not a curated record. Bases 165 to 1490 code for a protein of 441 amino acids.
AGUCCUAAAGGGUUUGGUUUCGCGUUUUCUAUUUACCCCGCUCGUGGUAGUAGCGUGUAUCACGUUCCGUGUUAUUGAAUGGCGGAGGGGGUGCGAAGCUAGCCAUGGGUUUUCUCUUUGUUCAUCUUCAACAUUUGAUGUCGGAUAUACGACGAGGCCUUUAAAUGGAUCCAGCGGUUUCGCGUGAAAGUCCUGCGGGGUCAGGAGCACCUUCAGCGGAGGAGAGAGGAGGAAAUCAGCCGGAGGAGGUGACGGAGGAUAGCAGAGAAGCUGAUGGGGAAUCCGAGGAGACCGAGAUGGAAGGUAAAGACUCGGAGAGAUCUAAAAGUCAAGAUGAAGACUCAAUUCAUGAAAAACUGAGCGAGGAGGAAUUAGAUCCAAGAAUCCAGGAGGAACUGGAGUGUCUGAAUGAGGCCAGUGAGGAGAUCAACAAAAUGGAACUGGAACUGCAAGAGGUUCGGUCCAGCCAUAGGAGGAUAAUGAAUGAAUCUGUGCUUAAACUCAAGGCGAAAAGUUCAGAACUGGGGUCCUGCAUCGAGAAGGCCAGGCCGUAUUACGAGGCACGAAGAAAAGCAAAAGAGGCCCAGCAGGAGACCCAGAAAGCUGCACUCAGCUUUGAGAGAGCCGUGUCCAUGCACUCGGCUGCUCGAGAGAUGGUCCAUGUGGCUGAACAGGGCCUCACUGCAGUCAAGACACUGGAUCCAACCUGGCAAGAGAUGUUGAAUCACGCUACCUCAAAGGUGAACGAGGCGGAGGAGGAGCGCAUGAAGAGCGAACGGGAGCACAUGCGUGUCACCCAGCUGUGUCAGGAGGCCGAAGCCCGCGUGCAGGAGCUGCAGAAAUCACUGAAGAGAUCCAUCGUCAAGUCCAAGUCUUAUUUUGAGCUCAAGGCUCAGUUCAAUGACAUUCUAGAGGAGCACAAGUCAAAAAUUUUACUGUUAGAGGAGCGUAUUUCCCAAGCCAAGUUAAACUACUCCAGCACCCUGCGCCAGCUGGAGCAAAUCAGUGAGGAGAUUCAUGCCCAGAGAGAGCAGGACCAACCAAAGGAUGGACCAAUCAAUACGUGCGGUGGGCGGAGCCCUCCUGUAGGAGCAGAGACAGUCAGCAGCACAGGUACUGAAGGCGGAGCCUGCGGAGGUUACCCGAGACCAAACGAUUGGUCGGAUGUAAAAGAGAGCAUGGCUAAUGCCAGAGAGUGGGUGGAGACACAUAAGAACUCCAGGUGGGUGGACAUGGGAAGAGCAGAUGUGACACGAGCUGGUUCUGACUCUCUCUCCAUCGUCAGCCUCCAGACCAUCAUCUCUGAUCUCCAAAAGUGUGAUUCAGUCGAUCACCUUGGCCGCCUAAGCAGUGACUUCAGUCUCUCAGGGGAAGAAGGGGAGAGAGACGGGCUGGAGAAUGAUAACAAGCGAGUGAGGCUUGAAACCACAGAAACCACAGAGAUUUCAGAGGAGUUCCUCAAACAACACAUAAGAAGUGUCAGUUUAUGAGUGCAUCGUUGAAUAAUGCUCAUGUUUUAUCAUUUUUAAGCUGUUUUUAUUGACUGACAGAGUAACUCAUUUUUAUUUAUUGUUGAGCUUUUUUGAAAAGGAGUAAGACCAAAAGGAAAUUCUUGAUUUUAUAUAUAUAUAUAUAUAUAUA